CCACGUGGGGAGACAGAAUGUCCGCCCCCCCCCGUACCUAUUGCUGUUAUGUAGUUGUUUAUGUCACGAUAGAGCGCGUUGGAAUUUCCUGAGCUUCCCUUAUUCUUUCGCAUUGCUAUGAAAGAUGAACAGCUUGCAUCAUGCCAAAUGUUCAGUUAGAAAUUAACUUGUAGGCUUAUUCGGUUAUAGAAAUUCAGUGUGUUUUACAGGUGAAUAACCUAUACGUGUAUAUAAAGUAUUUAAUUGAUGCAUUUGAGUCUGCUUGCACUUUGACACUGCAUUAGCAAAUUGUACAGAAUUGGAUAUGCCUCUUAAGGAUGAUACCUGAUUAUAUAUACAGGCCCUUUCCAGCAGUUAAUAUCUUCUCUUUUUUUUUGGCUGAUAUUCAUAUUGCUUUUAGGUCGGCAAGUUUGUACUUUGCGUAACACACUGCCAGUCUGCACCGGCUUUCUAGAAGGUGAUCGAGUUUAUCCACGUUACCUGGAACUUUCGCUCCUCACUAGCUGUUCCCGUUCCAGCCCGUCUAAUUAUAGGGGACUGCUGCAGUCACAGCAUGCUGAUGUUACAGCAUGCUUCUGUUUUUGCUGUUGCAGGACUGACAUCCCAAAACCCUAUUUAUAUAAGGUCAAUUAAUAUGGGGCAUUUAUUUAUAUUUUAAAACAAGAUCAUUGCAUGUGCAAAAACAGACUUGUACCAAUCUUUGACUGUUUGCUCUACUGAUAAUCUGAAUCAGCAAAUGAUUCAUGCACAUGCUAUGUUUUAGCCAUAGCCUUCAGCCACGGCCUUAGCCACCGAAAUAAAGCCUUACUGCGUUAGAUAAAUCAAAUUACUAGGCUCCUGACGCCCCUUAGUGGAUGAAUACAUGGGUGUCAUUUAGCUCUGUUCUAAUUAUAUAAUACCGUUGCACAACUAGUGCAGUCCAUGGUCAGCGUUUGCCACCUGGCGGUUAAAAUAUGUAACUGCAUCCUUCCAUACACUAGCCACUUGUAUUUUAGUGGUUUGUGUAUGGAAGGAUUCUCUAAAACGUAGAAUACAAUGUAAUAUAAUAGCCCUAUUAAAAAAAAAAUACAUUAUAUAUGUAGUAAUGUGACGUUGAUAAAUUUACAAUAAAAUAUGAGUUACAAUUACAGAGACUUUUCUUACAGCGUUUGACAUUUUAGUCAUCUAGUGCCAUCUGGAGGGGAAGAAAUAUUGAAAAGACUUGCAUCAGAAAUAUCUGUGUGAUGGGUUUUGAUGUGUGCAUAAUAAGCACGGGAUGUAUAAAUAAAUAAACAUUAAUUUGAUUAUAUAGAUAUUUAAUUGAUUAUAAUGACAUUUAACAUAUGCUUUCUGUGUGUGUGUGUGUGUGUGUGUGUGACUGGUCUACAAAGAGCUGCAGACUGCCUCUUUCAUCGGCGGAAUUACAUUAUCGAGCAACGCUUAUUUGACACCCCAUUAAAAACGUAAUAUACAGGAAGCACUUUGCAUGGAAGCCGGAUGGGAAAACAGGCCCGACGUUUUUCCCCUCAUGCUAAGACGGCGGUCGUGCUGCCACCAUUGUCCUCUGUCGAACCCCUGCAGCUUUCAUUGUAAAGAGAGUGUGCUCUUGAAAGGGUUAUCCUGCUACACUGACGAUGGGAUCUGUGAUAGUUUGGACGGGAGCUCAGCAGAACUGACUGAUGUGUUUGAAGAUGAAGGGUGUGAGGGUGAGGAUUGGACUCCACCACCAACUAAACUGACAUGCAAAAUAGCUGCCCAGCUUGAGUACUACCUCUCUGAUGAGAAUCUUGAGGCCGAUGCCUUCCUGUUAAAACAUGUCCAGAGGAACAAGAUGGGCUACGUCAGCCUGAAGUUGUUGACCUCAUUCAAAAAGAUACGAGAUCUGACACGUGAUUGGCGCACUACCCUGGCUGCUGCCCAAACUUCUCAGCACUUGGAGGUGAAUGAGAUGGGAAAUAAGGUACGACGGAGAACACCGAUCCCUGACCGUCUGCUCUGCCUCCCUACCACUAAAUUGUUGCUGGUCUGGAACUUCCUGGCUAAUGACAGUACAACAAAGUUUGAGGACAGUGGGUCAUCUAGAACUGAGCAGCAAGGGAUCAUGGAGAUGGCUAUGCACGUGUUUGGUUCAUAUGGUGCAAUCACUUCUCUUCGUAUUCUCCGCCCAGGAAAAGAGAUUCCUGCUGAGCUUAAACGCUAUGCCAAAAAACAUAUCGAGCUUGGGCGAAAACUUUGUGCUGUGAUUGAAUAUGAGUACUUGGAUGGUGUGCGUAAGGCAUAUGAAAUUCUGAAAGCCCAGGAACAGGCACAGGAUGGGAAAGGUGUCCAUGUGGUACUCCUCGGGAGCCGGGGAACACGAAAGCAAGGGAGCAGCCAGGGCCGAGCAGAGGAGGAGUCAGAGGAGAACAUUGAUACUGACUUCACAACAAGGAGAAACCGGAAGUCCAAGAAGCACUUCUACAGCCUUGAAGAUUCAGUUUUGUACAGUUCUUCAGAGUCGGACUUCGCUCCAGCCUCACCACGCCCUAACCGUAGAGUCUCUCGUCCUCAGGCUCAGUAUGGUAGCCCCCUGGCCAUCCCACGAAUUUCCUCUUCCCAUUCUGACCCUUAUAGAAACCCUCUGAGCAGCCCGGUAGGCAGUCCCCUUUUGCCACACAAGCUUUUUCCUGGAGGUCAUGCUGCCUCACCUUUAACCACUUCUCCGUUAAGCAGUACUCCAACUUCCGCCUGUCACUCCUCAUACAGUAGAAGCAAGUGCUCAGGGGAUUUCUCACAGGAUUGCACAGGGUACGGAGGGAGUCCGUGGGUCCAACGGCGCAAAAAUGCUGCACAGGCUUUUUAUCCUGAGAAAAGCUGCCUCUUGUCCCCAGAUCAGAUUAAGGGGGCUAUCAGUUUGCUAGUGGUGCGCCAGCCAUUGGGCCCUGAUGGCACUAAAGGUUUCCACAACUGCAUUGGAAGAGGGAAGGUGCUGCUGCCACAGUGAUGCACUGACGGAUCUUUGAAAUGAAUUUGUGGGGGAAUAUGCAGUGCAAAAUAUUCUUUUUUUUUAAGCCAGUGUUCAGUACUUAUGUCCAUGGUCAAAAAAAUCCCUUUAGGGUAAUUU
Messenger RNA from Hemibagrus wyckioides, 3082 nucleotides. RefSeq names its product La ribonucleoprotein 6, translational regulator b (gene larp6b). NCBI's taxonomy places the organism in Eukaryota, Metazoa, Chordata, Actinopteri, Siluriformes, Bagridae. Gene Ontology annotation, molecular function: mRNA binding. Bases 1466 to 2962 code for a protein of 498 amino acids. Gene Ontology annotation, cellular component: nucleus. The transcript has 4 exons. The record is from RefSeq and is a predicted model, not a curated record. Gene Ontology annotation, biological process: RNA processing.